AUGAUGCAUCUCAAGCCAGUGCAGGGUAGGAGGCGUGGCCUGUCGGUCAAUAGUGUUUCUGAUGCUCAGCAGCAAGCUAUGAACAACUCGCUAGAUAAUUUACAAGGUGACCUUACUCACGUAGAGACGCAAUGGAAUAGAAUCCUGAAUGAACAGUCAAACCCAUUAGAGCUGGCUCUGUCCUUUUUGGAUGAUACAUCAGUAGGUUUGGGGCAUAGGUACCAUGAUUUUAAGCAACUGAAGACGCGAAUAGGCUUUGAUCUGCAAGAGGCUGUCAACGAGCAUUUCCAAGUCCUUAAUACGAAUGUGGCCUCCUACGGCAUUGCAGUGGAUUCUAUAACUGCAGCUCAGGAUAACAUAAAACAGCUUAAAGGUCAAGUAAGUGAAUCCGUCAGCAAUAUCACGAUUGGGAAGGGUUCUCUCAAGGAACUUAAUGACAACGCCAAGAAACAAAACGAUAUGAUCGAUGCUCUCUCUUCCAUAGAGUAUUUGGUUCAAUUGCCGGAGAAGAUUGAGGACUCGAUUAGAAGCCAGGAUUACAAGGAAGCUCAGACUCUGCUAGCCCGCGGGUUUCUUUGUGCAGCAAAUCACGAUUUAUGGAGCCUUGGGCCACUGCAGGUUUUGAAGCAACAGCUUGAGCUGCAAGAACACGCUUUGUUCAACAACUUAGUUGAAGAGAUACACAAUAUAAUUUACACCAAGAAAGGGCCAUUUUCGUCCAAUCGAGAUAUUUUGAAGGAUAUCGGACUUAAUCAGGAUGGUUUUACAAAUUUGGAAAAUUAUCUCUACAACGUUGCCAAUGUGGACCUAUUGAGAGAUUCCAUGACUAUGAACAAUCAAUUGUCAGUAUUCAUGCAAAAGAUCAGCGAAGCGUCGUUCUCAUUAGAAGCAAUGACCAGUAGCUCUGGGCAAGGAAAUGAGUUCCAGCGUGUAUUUUUUCUGUUAUCCAUAAUCAAUGACAUAAACAAACUUCCGACUGCUUUAAGUAUUCUAACGAAUAGAGCAAGAGAAGAGUUACACAACAUCGUCCUGAAAUGCACAGAAGAAGUUCGCACAAAUCGUCCCUCACUCCUAAAUGUAGCCGCAUCUCCUAAUAUUGACGAUGACUUGGGAAUGUCAGUAAAGGAUGUUUUAGCGGUCCCGAUGAAAGAGUGCUUCUGGAAGAUAUUUGUGAGAUUCUUAAUCGCGGCUCAAGGACAUCGCGUUGUUUUCGAGUCCGUUAAAAAGAUCCUUCAGUCAACUGCAAUUAAUUCAUACAAAUUUGGUCAGAUUUGGUCAAAAAUCCUUAAUGAGAUAGAGACACUUCUGCUAAAAUAUCUGGAGAAUCCUCAAGUGACCUCGGUUCAGGCUGGAUCAAAUCGAACUAGUAGCACAGUCAUAAAACCUAGUAGGUCAAAUGCGCCACUAUUUACUUUGCAGCAUAAUAUCGAAGACAGCUCAGCAGCCAAACGUCAUGCAAAUGAGCUGAAGGCGCUACUGAAGGACCUGUUCCCAGGCAUCACAAUCUCAGCUACUGCUGAACUAGGAUCGAUUUACAUUGAAGAAGAGUCUUUCGAGCAAGAAGAACCCCUUGUCCCUCCUACUAUAUUCAACGUCAAAAUGCUCCUUGAGCCAUAUCUAUUUUUCUGCCAGGCCACUUCCGAUCUGAUACCCACCGAGUUCGAGGGCAAAUAUGUUACUUCAAUGACCUUCCUCACAACCUUUAUGAGCGAGCAAUUUUUCCCAAAACUUGACAAGACCCUGGCAUAUUUGUUCGAACUAAGAGUAGGGUCAAAUAAUCCUUAUGCGCUGGAAAGCAUAGAAGGAAGCAAGUAUAUUUUCAAAGCUGCUGCAGAUUUUCGGAUUCUUUUGAAGAAGCUUUUGUUCAUCAUGAAUACUACACAUAAAUUCAGAAGCAGGGUCUUUAAUUCUCUAUUAGGGCUUCUCCGCAAAUUUUACAGAUAUCAUUUAAGCCUGUUUGAACGGCUUUUUGGAACAGCGGCUUCCAAUGUGCAGAAAAGAAUAAUCUCAGUCUGGCUUACUGAUGGUGACAUAAUGAAACAUGAAAAAGAAUUCCUGAAUAGUGGUGGCACUGAUUCGAAUGCUGAGGCUAACCUCAUGUUGCGCCACUGUGCAGAUUACCCAAAUAAGGGCGGUUUGAACAAAGACGAUAUAUUGAACACAGUGACAUUAAAUGCAGUGAUCCAUUUCCUAGGAACAGCUAACUGGAUCCUAUCCUGGCUUCCUAGCUUAAGGAAGGUCGUACGAACCCCUGAAGAUAUGUCAAAGAAGGACAACAUUGAAAUGCUCAAAAUUGAGUGGUGCUUUUUCGAAUCGAAUGACUGGACAGCUAUUGAUAAGCUGGGCAAUCUCAAAAUAUCCAUGGAUUCGCAAGCGGCAGCUAGAUUUGAUGAGAUACUCGAAGGCUUUUCGACUUUACAAUCAAAUCUACUAACGGCAAUCAGAUUUGACACGAGAGCGAGAUGCAUUUACCACAUAGGCUUUAUGUUCCAUAGACCAGAGACUUGGAGUUCCGAUGCUGGUAGCAGCGAACUAAACGAGCACAUAGCAGCUCUGAUAACAGAUCUAGAAACAAUAGAAAAUAAAGUGAGGCAGCAGCAGCUACUGGAGGGAAACACAGAUAAUGUUUUCAUUGGCAUUGAUUCAAUGAUUAAUAAGGCAUUCUUGCUCGGCAUGCGUUCGGUUCCCGUUAUCAAUAAAAGCGGAGUCAAAAGAAUGUUGAGGAAUGCUAAGGUUUUGCAAAAUGCAUGCCAAAAUCUCGUUUCUACUCCAUCAAUGGUCGAUAUGACUGCCUCGAUGCAGUUUUUCUCACUUUGUGGCGCCACUGAAUCGGACCUCUUUCGACAACUUGACGAAGGGAAGUUACUCAUUUCUUCAAAAAAUGAUCUGAAGAAUAUCUUGAGACUGCAAUUCAGCGAAGACAUUCAGCGGCAAACGAGGAGGAGUAGUGGUAAUCCCAAGAGGGUCAAUUCUAUGCCCCUCAUCAAAAGAUAUGAUGAAUCGGUCAAGCGUUUGGAGUCGUUUGGGCGUCGUCCUUAG
Molecule: messenger RNA, 3039 nt
Organism: Torulaspora globosa
Lineage: Eukaryota; Fungi; Ascomycota; Saccharomycetes; Saccharomycetales; Saccharomycetaceae
Gene: SEC8
Product: exocyst subunit SEC8
Exons: 1
Coding region: 1-3039 (1012 amino acids)
Biological process (GO): exocytosis; Golgi to plasma membrane transport
Cellular component (GO): exocyst
Source: RefSeq, a predicted model, not a curated record